Molecule: messenger RNA, 489 nt
Organism: Rhagoletis pomonella (apple maggot)
Lineage: Eukaryota; Metazoa; Arthropoda; Insecta; Diptera; Tephritidae
Product: lipid droplet localized protein-like
Exons: 2
Coding region: 169-489 (106 amino acids)
Biological process (GO): glycolipid biosynthetic process
Cellular component (GO): lipid droplet; plasma membrane; mitochondrion
Source: RefSeq, a predicted model, not a curated record
GCGUUAUUUAGGAAGAGGUGUCUGGGUGCAUUCGCAAGCUCUUGUAAAAUCGAUUUGAAAGACACUUAAAGCAGUUGUAAAUAUAUUAUGCGAAGUUAGUUAUUACAAGACAUUCAAGGCGUCAACAUUUCAAAGUGCCAUAGUGCUUAGAUCAUAUUCGAGUUCGAAAUGGCGACAAAAUUGGAUGCAAUAAUUUUCGGUGCAACCGGCUUCACUGGGAAAAUUGUCGUUGAGAAUGCGCCGGAGGUGUUGCAAGGACUGACGUGGGGUAUUGCCGGAAGGAAUUUGGCUAAAUUGGAAAAUGUCUUGAAAGUAGCCGGUAAAAAAGUAGGCAAGGACCUUAGUAAGAUACCCAUUAUUUUGGCAGACGUUGAAGAUGAAAACUCCAUAAAGGAAAUGGCGAACAAGAGCAAGGUGAGUGUUAGUGAAAGUGAAAGUGAAAUCGUUGAGAAUACAUUCAAAGCAACUGAGCGCAUAUACACUUUAUGA